Molecule: messenger RNA, 2639 nt
Organism: Prosopis cineraria
Lineage: Eukaryota; Viridiplantae; Streptophyta; Magnoliopsida; Fabales; Fabaceae
Product: ankyrin repeat-containing protein NPR4-like
Exons: 8
Coding region: 42-2381 (779 amino acids)
Molecular function (GO): protein binding
Source: RefSeq, a predicted model, not a curated record
UCGAUUAUAUUGCUGAAAGGAACUAUCUAGGUGGUGAGAAAAUGGGUAAAGACCUAGAAUCUAGCAAGAAGCAGCUAUUUACAUUCGCCAUGAAAGGGAAAUGGGAGGAUGUGAUUGAACUGUACAAGAAGGAACCGAGGCUUCACAAAGCCAGAAUAACGAGGUCGGGAAGCACAGCGUUGCACGUAGCAGUGUUUGACGGGAACGAGGAGGUGGUGGAACAGAUGGUGAAGCUAGCUGAAACAUGUCCGAUACACUGUAAAGAGGCUUUAGAGACUCAGAAUGACAGAAAAAACACUGCUCUGCAUGUAGCUGCUUCCAUGGGGAAUCUCAGAAUCUGUCAUUUGAUUGCGCAGAAACAUCCAUCCUUAGUCAAUGUUCGAAACGUCGACGGCGAGACACCUCUCUUCCUGGCGGUUCUUCACGGCCGAAAAGAAGCGUUUCUUUGUCUUCAUUAUCUUUCUCACCCUAAUGGUUCUUCCCCCAAUUAUGUUAACUGUAGAAGGAACGACGGCGACACAAUUCUUCAUUGUGCAAUUGCUGGGAACUUCUAUGAUUUGGCAUUCCAAAUUAUUCACCUGUAUGAAGAUCUAGUGAACUUGGUGAACGAAGAGGGGUUGUCUGCCCUCCAUCUGCUUGCAGCGAAGCCUUCUGAUUUCAAAAGUGGUAGCCGACUUGGGCGAUAUGAAAUGAUCAUCUAUCACUGUAUAUUUGUUGAGGAGCUCAAGCAAGCUGAGAACCACCAUCAACAGUCAUUUUCAGAGGAAGGCAGGAACCCAAAUUGCAAUAUUCCAGACAAUUACAGGACUUGCUGCGACUUUUUUGGGAUUGUGAAAACUUCGCUCACCGUUGUAACCAACAAAUUUCCAGUGUUUCACUUUUUGAAAGACAAAUUUUUUUCCAAAGGACAGCCUUCAAAUGCAGGGGAUCCCGAAGCGGCAAGAAACAAUAACAUCCAAGAUCGUAGAACUCAUCAUCAUACGCGUCAGUUAUAUCCAGAAAACUACGAACCCUGCUGUAAAUUUUUCAGAUUUGUAUAUCUGGUAGUGACGGUGAUUCUUGGCCAAGGAUCGAGCGGAUUAAAAAGAAUACGAAGAAAGAGGGAGAAACAUGUUUGGUCUCUUCAAAUAAUGAAUGAACUUCUUUGUCGUGCUUCCUUGUACGAGUACGAAAACAACGGGAGUGAACCCCAAGUCGAUGAUUUUGCCCCAGACAACGAUCAUAAAAAGGAUGAAAUAGCUUCUUUAGCCCAAGACAGCAAAAUAAUCAGACCUGGAAACGAUAAACAUCAACAGCACGAAGGUGGGGAGGAUUCUAAAAAGAAGAGAACGGAGACACCUAUACUAAUCGCUGCAAAGAACGGAGUGACGGAGAUGGUUGAGAAGAUUAUAGAAUUAUUUCCGGUGGCUAUUCACGACAUGAACGAAGAGAAAAAGAACGUAGUGCUGUUGGCAGUAGAGCACAGACCACAUGUAUAUCAGCUGUUGCUCCAACGGAAUAUUCUGAAAGAGAGUGCAUUUCGGAAGGUGGAUCACAAGGGAAACAGUGCAUUACACUUGGCCGCCAAAUUUGGACAGUACAAGCCCUGGCUUAUUCCCGGCGCUGCGCUCCAAAUGCAAUGGGAAAUAAAGUGGUUCGAGCUUUUUGUAAAUGGCGAUAAACAUAUGUGGAUGAAGUUUGUGAAGGAGUCGAUGCCGUCUCAUUUAUUUGUUCGACGCAACAACCGUAAUAAAACCCCGAAAGACAUCUUCACUGAAACUCACGCACAGCUAGUGAAAAGCGGAGGGGACUGGCUGAAUAAAACCUCAGAGUCAUGCUCUGUGGUGGCGGCUUUGAUAGCGACGGUGGCCUUUGCCACAUCGGCCACCUUGCCUGGUGGUGUCGACCAAGAAACCGGCCACCCGACCCUGGAAAGGGAGCCAGCAUUCAACGUGUUUGCCAUCUCAUCACUCAUUGCAUUGUGCUGUUCCAUCACGGCUGUAGUGAUGUUCCUAUCCAUACUCACUUCUCGUUAUCAGGAGUACGAUUUUAGAGUAAACCUGCCCAUGAAGCUAAUAUUGGGUUUGACGUCAUUGUUCAUGUCGAUUGCUUCCAUGUUGGUGUCAUUCUGUGCUGGCCAUUUCUUCGUGCUCAGGGAUCAACUCCAAUACGCUGCGUUACCUAUAUAUGCAGUGACUUGCCUCCCGGUGACCCUUUUUGCUCUCGCACAGUUUCCAUUGUACUUCGAUUUGGUGUGGGCAACUUUAAAAAGUGUGCCUCAGCGUAGCUACAAGGCCAUCCCCAUUAAAUUCAGCGGAGAGGAUUCUACCCAGAAAUCAGAGGUGCCAAGUGGAGAGAGAAAGAGAGAGAAUUCUCGCACGCCACGAUCUCCUGCAGACUAAACGCAGCCGCUCAAACCGAAGAAUGACAAUGCUGGGCUAAUGUCGGCACAUCGCUCAUUAAUUCUCGAAUCUCAUGCAUAUAUGUGUUUUGGAAUUUAAAUACUGUUUAAUAAUUUAAUUUGUGACUUGUUCGACUGUGUGAAGGAACAGACAGUAUAACUUUAUUGUGCUCGUGUUACUUUUGAGAUGUAUACGUGUGCAUGUGGAUCUCCAUAUACAUAUUGUGCUCCAAAUGAAUGAUUACGAUAAAAAGCUCAA